This is a messenger RNA of Nannospalax galili (Upper Galilee mountains blind mole rat), 1161 nucleotides long. It is a transcript of the gene C2cd4a, whose product is annotated as C2 calcium dependent domain containing 4A. Lineage: Eukaryota; Metazoa; Chordata; Mammalia; Rodentia; Spalacidae. The transcript is spliced from 2 exons. The record is from RefSeq and is a predicted model, not a curated record. Bases 347 to 979 code for a protein of 210 amino acids.
UUUGAGGACUGGAGUGCAAGACCGUUUUAAGGUUUCAGGAAAAGGAUACAGAGACAGAGAAAGUUAGCGAUUUCUCCAUUAAAUCAGCAAAUGUGCACGGAAAGGAAAACAAGUUGCAGAGUCUACAAGACAGCUGAAGGGAGACAGGGCAGAUGGAAAAUGAUUGCUUUGCAAUUACUGAAAACCAGUUUGCAACAAGGUUGAGGGUCUCAUUUUGCCUUGAGAGGGGCUAGACAGGAAGUCAAAGACUUGGGACAGAAACUGUGGCUGUCUGCAAGCUGGCUCUGACAGGCUGUCCCUUGCAGGCGAUCUCCGCAGAGUCGGUUGGAUCCGCACCUGCAGCCUGAUGUGGUGUCUGGAGAGACUCCUGAGGGACAGGCACGGGCUCCUUACCGGCCACGCCCGCCGCUCCAAGCCGCGGUCAUCCACCGCGUGCGCAAACGUGCUCACUCCGGACCGCAUCCCCGAGUUCUGCAUCCCGCCGCGGCUGGAGCCCAACCUGGCCUGGGCUGCUCUGCGGGACGCCGGGGCACCGGACUCGGGGAGUGACGGAGAGGACCUCACCGACUGGGACCCGCGCUCGCAGGCCGCGCUCUCGCUGCCACACCUGCCCCGCACGCGCACCACCUAUGGCUUCUGCGCGCUGCUCGAGAGCCCGCACACGCGCCGCAAGGAGUCGCUCUUCCAUGGACACCCCCGCGCCCCCUCACGCGCGCGCCCGCCCAGCUCGCGGCCCUCGCCCCGCCCCCGCGCGCACACCUACCUGCUGCUGCGCGCGGCUGGCCAGCAGCGCGCCGCCGUGCUCGGCCGCAGUCGCAGGGCCGCCUUCGGCCAGGACUUCACCUUCGACGGGCUCGCGGAGGAGCAGCUGCGCCGCCUGGCCGUCCGCGUCAAGGCCAAGAGCAAGGGCCGCGGCCUGGAGCGGGGGCGUCCGCUGGGCCAGGGCGAGCUGCUGCUGGGCUCGCUGCUGCCGCUCUGAGCCCCGCAGCCCUGGGACCCCGACACUGGGCCUCUGGGCUCUUGGGCCCCAUGGCCACUUGACCCUGGGACACUGGCAGCCUCUUAGCCUAGGGACGUUGACAACCCCUUGGCCCUGGACACUCAGCCUCUUGUCCUUGACAAUCGCUUGGUCCUGGGACACUCACUGACAGCCAUUUGUAC